AUGUCGAAAGCGUCCCAGCCGGAGCUCAAAAAGUUUAUGGAUAAACGCUUGUUUAUCCACCUGCAAGGCGGACGCAAGAUUAGCGGUGUCCUUCGUGGGUUUGAUAUUUUCCUCAACCUUGUCGUGGACGACGCUGUCGAAGAGACUGUACCAGCGGAAAAACACCCAAUUGGCCAAGUGGUCAUCCGAGGAAACAGCGUCACCUCGAUGGAAACACUCGAAUUUGCUCGAUAG
Molecule: messenger RNA, 234 nt
Organism: Rhizoctonia solani
Lineage: Eukaryota; Fungi; Basidiomycota; Agaricomycetes; Cantharellales; Ceratobasidiaceae
Product: LSM domain-containing protein
Exons: 3
Coding region: 1-234 (77 amino acids)
Biological process (GO): spliceosomal snRNP assembly; mRNA splicing, via spliceosome
Cellular component (GO): U5 snRNP; U2 snRNP; U12-type spliceosomal complex
Molecular function (GO): RNA binding
Source: RefSeq, a predicted model, not a curated record